This is a messenger RNA of Pelobates fuscus (common spadefoot toad), 1110 nucleotides long. It is a transcript of the gene PMVK, whose product is annotated as phosphomevalonate kinase. Lineage: Eukaryota; Metazoa; Chordata; Amphibia; Anura; Pelobatidae. The record is from RefSeq and is a predicted model, not a curated record. Gene Ontology annotation, molecular function: phosphomevalonate kinase activity. Gene Ontology annotation, biological process: isopentenyl diphosphate biosynthetic process, mevalonate pathway; cholesterol biosynthetic process. Gene Ontology annotation, cellular component: cytoplasm. Bases 172 to 750 code for a protein of 192 amino acids. The transcript has 5 exons.
CUCCCUGGGCGGGGCCUGUAGUGUGACAGUGGAGAAGCGGGCGGGGCCUGUGGUGUGACAGCGGAGGAGUGGGCGGGGCCUGUGGUGUGAACGUGGAGUGAUGGGCGUGGUCUGCGCGGUGGGCGGUUCUGGCUCCCGGCAUUGCUGGUGGUGAGGUACAGGGGCCCCGGGAUGGAGGGGCCACACUUGGUGCUUGUCUUCAGCGGGAAGAGGAAAUCGGGCAAGGACUAUGUGACUGAACUCAUCAGGGAGAGGUUGGGUCCUGACACCUGUGCUGUUCUGCGCCUGUCCGGGCCCCUGAAAGAGCAAUAUGCCCAGGAGAAAGGCCUGGAUUUCCAGCGCCUCCUGGAUGCUAGCGAAUACAAAGAGAAAUACAGAGCAGACAUGAUCGCCUGGGGAGAGGAACGGAGGAAUGCUGACCCAGGAUUCUUCUGUAGGAUUAUUAUACAAGGAGUAACACAACUGGUUUGGAUUGUUAGUGAUGCUCGGCGAAAGUCUGAUAUAGACUGGUUUCUCAGUUCCUAUGGUGCUGUCACACAAACUGUUCGCGUUGUAGCCUCUGAAGAGACCAGGAAAGCCAGAGGUUGGAUUUAUACACCGGACAUUGACGAUGCAGACUCAGAAUGUGGCCUGGAUCAGGGAACAUCCUUUGACUGGGUCAUUACUAACAAUGGCGAUCAGGAAUCAUUGGACGAGCAGCUGCACAAGCUAAUGGACUUUAUUCACAGCAAGCUAGAUUCGUCCGUUUGAUGGGUGGGAUUGUUUUGGCCGUGUUAUAACCACAAAACUACAUUGACAGGCCCGCGGCGAUCGUCCUGACAGUCUGCAUGCUGUGUCCGGAGAUAUAUUAAUCACAAUCACUCUUCAAGUGUGAGAAACACCUCUCCACCACUUCCACUUUUAAUUUAUUUGUUAAUUUAUGGGUGAAAUCACCAAAUGCAGAUUGUUUUUUUCCGUCAGGUGGACUAUCCUAAAAUAGUGCCUCCUUAUAAGUGACAAUUAUCGGUGUAACUAUUUAUUUCCUGGUUAUUACAGGUACAUCUCUAUAUAAAGUACAGAAUAAUAAGGAAAGAUGUCUCAACCCAUAAUAAAGCUAAUUUUUGGUGCCCA